Coffea eugenioides is the source of this 5346-nucleotide messenger RNA. RefSeq lists its product as uncharacterized. The transcript has 9 exons. The coding region runs from base 1 to 5346 and encodes 1781 amino acids. The record is from RefSeq and is a predicted model, not a curated record. NCBI's taxonomy places the organism in Eukaryota, Viridiplantae, Streptophyta, Magnoliopsida, Gentianales, Rubiaceae. Gene Ontology annotation, molecular function: DNA helicase activity. Gene Ontology annotation, biological process: DNA repair; telomere maintenance.
AUGGCCUCCUCAUUGUUGGGCUGGGUCCUUUGGGACCCUGGUUCUUCAGAAAUGCGGUCUUGCUGGGCUUCCGAGAUAGUUCUCCAAGAGAACAAACUUCAAGAUAUUCUCAUAGAACUAUAUACUGGUCAUUCUGCUGAAGCUCUUUCUUUCAGAACAUAUGUCAGAACAUAUAAUAAUAUGUUUGCCUUCACCUCUUUCGGAGUACAUUAUGACAGAUCCCUAUGCAGGAGAACUAAUGGUAUCUACACAUUCAAAGUCCAGGGACAAACCUAUCACUUCAUCAAGGAUCUUAUUCCACAUGAGUGCAGGACUGUUUAUUUGCAGCUAUAUUUUCAUGAUACAGAGCAUGAGUUAGAAAACAGACUGGCUACAUCAGAGAACCUAACAGAAAGUGCAGUGAAAAAAAUUAUGCAUGUCAUGGAAUUGAAUCCAUAUGCCUCUUUUCUCCGAAGCUUAAAAAAUGUUCCGAAUCUCGACUCAUAUCAAAUCGUCUUAAAGUCUCAUUCAGAAAAUGACCAGAGAGUUUGGAAUCAACCAACUGCAUCUCAAAUUGCAGCCUUGUGGGUAGAGGGCCAAGAAUCUGGAGAAGGAUACAAAAGGCAUAUCCAAAUCUAUACUAAAGAAGGCAAGGAUCAUCUGGUGCACUACUAUUAUGGAUGCUAUGAUCCAUUGCAGUAUCCGCUGCUGUUUCCAUUUGGAGAGACAGGAUGGCAUCCUGGUAUAAAAAGAACAGCACCACAUAAUCCAAACAAAAGGAAAAGAUACAAUAGAACAGCCAACUGCACUCCUGCUUCUACUGAUUGCAAAUCUGCAGAAGAACUAAUAGCAGCUGAACACCAAGCUUCUCACAAUCCUGAAAACAAUAAAGAGUUUGUAUCUAUGCGUGAGUAUUACGCAUACAAGUUGCAGAUGCGGGAAAAAUACACUCCAGGCAUACUCAAUACCGGCCGACUACUUCAACAAUAUGUCAUCGAUAUGUACAUCAAGAUAGAAUCUCAGAGACUUGAUUAUUACAGAAGCCGACAACAGUUAAUAAGAAGAGAGGAACUUCAAGGCAUAAUGGACAGUGUCAUGUCAGGACAUUGCCAAGGAUCCAAAAUAGGUCAGCGAGUUAUUCUUCCAGCAUCAUUCAUAGGUGGUCCUCGCGACAUGAGAAGAAGAUAUGUUGAUGCUAUGGCUCUCGUGCAAAAAUUCGGCAAACCAGAUUUAUUUAUCACUAUGACAUGCAAUCCUUCAUGGCCUGAGGUGAAAAAACACAUGCUACCUACUGAUGAAGGUCAUAACAGACCAGACUUACUCGCUCGAGUUUUCCAUGCUAAGCUUGAUCUUUUGAAGGACCAACUCUUCAAGAAACAAAUAUUUGGAGCAGUAGCAGCUUAUACCUAUGUUGUUGAGUUUCAGAAACGUGGUCUACCGCAUACUCAUUUCCUCAUAAUUUUAGAGCCAGGUUCAAAACUUUAUUCCACAGAAUCCUAUGAUAAAAUCGUCAGUGCAGAAAUUCCAGAUAUAACAGCAAAUCAACAUUUAUUCAGAAUGGUUCGAAAGCACAUGAUCCACGGUCCUUGCGGAGCACAAAAUCCAGAUAAUGUUUGUAUGCAAGGAAAUCAGAAGAAAAGAUGCAGAAAUAAUUACCCAAAAUCAUUUGCUCAGACAACCUUUCAUGGAAAGAAUGCGUAUCCUACUUAUCGAAGGAGAAAUGAUGGACAGAAAAUAAUUGUUCGUGGCCAUCAGCUUGAUAACAGAUGGAUAGUUCCACACAACAGAUACUUAUUGGCAAAAUUUGAUUGCCACAUAAAUGUUGAAAUCUGUUCCACUGUGAAAGCUGUCAAAUAUAUAUACAAAUAUAUAUACAAGGGUCAUGAUAGGAUUCAUUUUAGAGUAAACUCAGAUGCUCCUGCUCAAGACAAUAAUAGCUCCCAACCUCUUCCAAUCGAUGAAAUAAAGGACUUCCAAUCAGCUCGAUGGGUGUGUGCAGUUGAAGCAAUUUGGAGAGUGUACAGAUUUAACCUCAGUGAGAUCCACCCUUCUGUAAUUCAUCUCCAGCUCCAUCUACAAAACUGUCAGUCCAUGAGUUUCACACCUGAUCAAGACCUACGAGAUGUAAUCAGCAACAAGUAUACAAAAAGAACUAUGUUAACUGAAUUCUUUUACAUGAAUUCUGUGGAUGAGUUAGCUCAGGAUCUUAAGUGCACAUACAAAGAAUUCCCAGAGCACUUCGUUUGGUACCCCGGAAGAAAAAAAUGGGAACCUAGAAAGCAAAAGGACUGUAUUGGCAGAAUUGUCACAGCAGGUAUAAAAGAAGGAGAACGUUAUUUUCUUCGACUACUUCUAACACAUGUGAAAGGCCCCAAAUCAUUUGAAGACCUCAAGACAGUGAAUGGAACAUACGUAAACACAUUCCGUGAAGCAGCAAUUCUCAGAGGAUACUUUGAAUCAGAUACAUCGCAAGAAGAAUGCCUCGAAGAAGCCAGUUCAUAUCAAAUGCCAUACAUAUUGAGAAGGCUGUUUGCAACUUUGCUGGUACACUUUCCUCCAUUAAAUGCUAGAAAGCUAUGGGAGAAAUUUGAACAUUGUCUAUCAGAAGAUUUCAUGAAAAUACCAGAUAUAUCAACUGAUGAAACACGAUACAAGGUUCUAGAACAGAUAAACAAUUUUCUUGAAUCUAUGGGAAGAGAUAUUAACUCAUAUGCCCUGGUUCCAUAUCUUUUAAAUUUUAAUGAUCUCAACAAGAGCACGAGGGACACAAUAGCAGAGACAAGAAUCACUGUGCUAGAGUCUGAUCUGCAAAAAAUUGAUCUAUUAAACAAUGAUCAGAAAACUGCCUUUGAUAUAAUCACUCAUGCAGUCUUCCAAAAGAAACAUGGAUGCUUUUUUGUUGAUGGUCCAGGUGGAACCGGAAAAACUUUCCUUUAUCGAGCAUUAUUAGCUGAGGCAAGAUCCAAAGGAUUCAUUGCGCUGGCUACAGCAUCAUGCGGAGUAGCAGCUUCAAUAUUGCCCGGUGGGAGAACAACUCACUCAAGAUUUAACAUACCAUUAGAUACAACAAAAAAUAAGAAUUGCAGAAUCAGCAAGCAAAGUUCGUCGGCAGAACUUCUGCAAAAAGCCAGUCUUAUAAUUUGGGAUGAAGCUCCGAUGAUAAAUAAAGGUUCAAUAGAAGCUGUUGAUAGAUUACUCCAGGAUCUAAUGGACUCAAACGCUUUAUUUGGAUCUAAAGUGAUCGUUUUCGGAGGAGAUUUUCGACACGUAUUACCAGUUGUUCUUAAAGGAACAAAAUCAGAAUUCAUUGAUGCCAGCAUAGUCAACUCAUAUAUAUGGCCACACCUUCAUAAGCUUCAACUUACAGAAAACAUGAGAGCAAGGGAUGAUCCAGAAUUCAUUGAAUAUUUGCUUCGUGUUGGAAAUGGAACAGAGCCUACUGUCAACAACGACUGCAUACAAAUACCUCCAUCAAUGCUGAUAAGAUAUACAAAUGAUGAAGAUUCAAUCAAACAGUUGACUACCACGGUAUUCCCAGAUUUGUCAAUAUUCUCUCAUCAUGAUUUCUCAGCUGUAAAUCGUGCUAUACUCACAACAAAAAAUGAGUUUGUUGAUCAGAUUAAUCAGCAGCUCAUACACGAUAUGCCUGGUUGCAUUCAAGAAUACAUUAGCCGAGACAAAUGUAUUGAAGAUUCUGACCAAAUAAUCAUGGAGGACUUCAUAAAUGCCCUAACACCAAAUGGAUUUCCACCUCACAUAUUGAUUCUCAAGCCAAACACUCCAAUUAUGCUCCUUAGAAAUAUUGAUCCGCCCCAAGGACUAUGCAAUGGAACAAGGCUCAUCUGCAAAUCCUUAAAGUCCAAUGUCAUAUAUGCUACAAUAAGUUGUGGAGAAUUCACUGGCAAGGAAGUCUUCCUUCACAGAAUCUGCUUCAGAAUAGAAAAUGAUCCAGAGUCGCCAGUAUCUUUUGAAAGAAUACAAUUUCCUAUUCGACCAUGCUUCGCUAUGACUAUCAAUAAAGCUCAAGGGCAGACUCUAGAUUUUGUGGGAAUAUAUUUACGUGAACCAGUUUUUUCACACGGCCAGUUAUAUGUAGCAAUGUCAAGAGCUAAGAACAAGAGUUCAAUAAAAAUUCUGAUCAAACCAGCUAUAUUUAGCACUGGAGAAGACUCAAUAACACAUAAUGUAGUAUAUAGAGAAAAACUACCCAUUACUUGCUCUUCUGAAUUACAGGAUGACAGAAAAGUGAUAGGUUUUGCUGAAAUCGUUCCCGGACUUCAAUACUGGACAACGAUAGCCCAAGUCCUUGACAAGCAGAAACCUCUACUAUCAAAAGCAGGAAAUCGUUAUCAGAAGCUUACUCUGAUUGAUAACCAGGGAAUUACAGUGGAAGCUAUGAUAUACAAGUCAGAUAUAGAAUUCUUCCGCAACCACUUCAACUUGUACAAACGUUACAUGAUAUCCAAUGCAAGAGUUGAAUACACUCCGCUGGAAUACCGUGCACAUGAAAAUCAAUGCACCUGGUAUAUUGACAACUCUACCAUUGUCCAAGCAAUCGAUGAAGCAAGCCCUCCAGAAAUUCCCUCUGUUUUCACAUUCACACCUUUCAGAAGAUUCUAUCAACAUAUUGAUGACACUUCAGACAUAGAUACCCUUGGCAUUGUUGCACAAGUUCAUCCACGAAAUCACAGAGGCCCUACCCCAACCAGAGAAAUUGUCAUCAUAGAUAACAGAAUCAAGCAGCUGAUAAUGUAUUUUGUUCUCAGAAAAAAGCUUACUGGAUUCAAGGAACUCCACGAUUUCUCGACAGAAGCCAGCACUUAUGGUAUAAUGCAUGCUCAAACUGUCACAAAUCAUUCAGAGCAAAACCACUCUGGAAAAUUGUCUGCACUUCCUGCAAUAAGCAAAUGCAGAUUAACCAUAGAGCUGGCUGACUACUCUGGAAUGCUCACACUUGAUCUAUAUGACAAUGAUGCAGAGCAACUAUUGACCUUCACUCUACUUGAAAUUCAAGAACUUGAAGACAAGCACCAGCUCAACUACAUUGCUAUUGAACAAGCUAUUGAAAACACCAUUCUCACUUGCUUUGUGAAAAAAAUAAUGGGAAACCGUGGAUCCGGGGACACAGAAAAAUACACAGCCAUAAUAGUGCACAAAGCAAAUGCUGCAGAAAUCAUAUCAAAGAUUCCUACAACCCCAGCAUCGAUUGCUACUUCCUCCACAUGCGCUUCCUCGACUCCAGGACCAUCAACUGCAGAAGCUGUCCCAAAACACUCAACUUUUGACAGUGAAUUAUUCACAGCUCUCAAAAUUACAGAAAGUCCAACUAAGAGACAACGCACUGACGUGACUGAUAUGGAGCAGUAG